Molecule: messenger RNA, 2346 nt
Organism: Anneissia japonica
Lineage: Eukaryota; Metazoa; Echinodermata; Crinoidea; Comatulida; Comatulidae
Product: ABC transporter G family member 20-like
Exons: 21
Coding region: 126-2243 (705 amino acids)
Biological process (GO): transmembrane transport
Cellular component (GO): ATP-binding cassette (ABC) transporter complex; membrane
Molecular function (GO): ABC-type transporter activity; ATP hydrolysis activity; ATP binding
Source: RefSeq, a predicted model, not a curated record
CGAUCGACUACAACUCUAACAAUAACAUUGUAAUCUUUUAUCAUCGUACGGUAUGUUUAGUUGAUUGUAGCACCAUGGUAUGGAGUAAGGUAAUUGCUACAAUCAGUGACUGAAAGGAACCGAAAAUGGCAUCCACUGUGAAUACGGGUAAUGCUGCACUCAUAGUAAGAGAUAUCCACAAGCACUAUGGCUCAGGGAAGAAUAAAUUAUCAGUGUUGGAUGGUCUUAACAUGACAGUACAUCAAGGCAGUAUAUAUGGAUUACUGGGAGCAAGUGGCUGUGGGAAGACAACGUUAUUACGAUGCUGCCUCGGAAGAUUACGAUUUGAAAGUGGUAACAUCCUCAUCUGCGGAAAGCCUCCUUUGACCAGAGGUCAUGGGGUACCUGGCCCGAUGGUGGGGUACAUGCCUCAGGAGACUGCCCUCUAUAGUGAAUUUACUAUCAAUGAAACUUUGACCUACUUUGGAACAUUGUGUAAGAUGAGUAAAGAAAGUCUACACACUCGCAAACAAUUCCUGCUAGAGCUACUUCAUCUACCAGAACCAAAAAGUCUGAUUUCAAAUUUAAGUGGUGGACAAAAGAGAAGAGUUUCAUUUGCGGUUGCUUUGCUUCACUCACCGGAGCUGCUGAUACUUGAUGAACCAACUGUAGGAGUCGACCCUAUGUUAAGGAUGAGAAUUUGGGAGCACCUUAUAAACCUAACCAGGGAAGGCAAAGCAACUGUUAUCAUCACAACACAUUAUAUUGAGGAAGCUAGACAAGCUGACUGUGUGGGAUUAAUGAGAAGUGGUAAACUAUUAUCAGAAUCUCCUCCCCAAGAUCUUAUGUCUUAUCAUCAAAUGCAGACACUAGAGGGAGUGUUUUUAAAAUUAUGCAUGAAGGAGAGUACUAGUAACGAAGAGGUGGCAACAUUUUCCAGUCAUCAUACAUCAAUGAACGUUCAAGGUGAUGGAGAAUUACAUUUUGAUGAAAUGAUAAAAGAAAAUACAACAGACACAUCCAGGCUUAUCCCUGAUGAUUCAAAACCAACAGUAUCAUUCAAGCAGUCCUGCUCAAAACUGGAAUUUCUACCAAGUUCAAGCAACAUCGCAGCUAUGAUGUUUAAGAGCUUCAUUCGACUCAUCCGUAACCCGGGGUCAAUAGUUUUCAGCUUUCUGAUACCUGUGGUUGAAGUGUGUUUGUUUUGUUUGUGCAUCGGUAAUCCCCCAGCAGGGCUUCACAUGGCAGUUGUCAACUUGGAUACAUCACCUCUCAACUACAGCCAGCGGUUUCUAUGGCAUCUUGACAAUAAGACCAUUAUACAGCAUCCAUAUGAUAACUUCACUAGUGCCUUUGAAGAUGCAAGAAAUGGAAAAUAUUGGGGUACAAUAUACAUGGCACCUACAUAUAGUACAGACUUGGUCAAACGAUUUUUGGAAGGAACAAAAGUUGAUAAUGAAACUAUAGAGGGCAGUACAAUACAUGUUCAACUUGAUUUAACCAAUCAACAAAUUGCUCUUUCACUAGAACAAACACUAUCUUUAGCCUACCAGCAAUUUAUUACAGACCUGCUGAGUAGUAUAAAAGUGCCGAAAAUUAAUCCAGAAAUUGCACAGCUCCCUCUACAGUUUGGUAGUCCAAUUUACGGAACUCAAGACUCUGAUUUUACAGAUUUCAUGGCUCCGGGGGUCAUUCUAAGUAUAAUAUUCUUCUUAGCCGUGGCACUAACUAGUCUAACAUUCGUAAUGGAUCGCAAGGAAGGCUUAUUGGAAAGAACAUGGGUAGCAGGGGCCAGUGCAACUGAAGUGAUGGUGGCGCAUGUCGCGGUUCAGUUUGUCAUCAUGUCAGUGCAGACUACUGUUGUCCUCAUCUUCAUACUUCUCGUCUUUGAUGUGCCAAAUGAGGGCUCACUAUUUUUAGUGAUUUUACUCACCUUGUUGCAAGGCCUGAUUGGGAUGGCUUUUGGUCUGAUGGUCUCUAGUGUCUGCGACAGUGAAAUCUCUGCCAUGCAGUUUUCUCUGGGAUCUUUUUACCCUCUCAUUCUUCUUAGUGGUAUCAUUUGGCCAUUAGAGGGCAUUCCAUAUCCACUGCGUUACUUUAGCCAAAUUAUGCCUCAGACAUAUGCUAUAGAAUGCUUACGGAGUGUUUUAGGACGAGGUUGGAGCCUCAAUUUCUUUGAUGUAUACAUGGGCUUUGUAACCAGCUUUGCUUGGGCCUUUGUUCUUCUUAGUUUAUCAGCUUUGAUGAUUCAUCUGCGGAGAUAACAAUAAUAAUUAAUGAUUUUUAAAAUUGGGAAACACCGUGAUUAAAGUGUAGGCUUUUAGCCAAUAAGUAACGAGUGAGGCUUUUUUGCGUACAUACCUUUGC